CGCCGCCAGGGCGGAAGUCGCUCGCUGUGAGGCACCGGGCUAGGCCCGGGGUGUCUUCGCCGUUGAGCGGUGCCCGCCGGGGUUCUAAGAGCGCAGGUCCCGGUGGAGGCUGGUGAAGCCGCUACAAAACGCUUAUCUCGACCCACGCGCGGGAGGACGCGUUGGAAAAGGCACGAACCGGGGCCCGGAUCCGCGGGACAACGGGCGCGCCACCGCUUCCCGCCCGCCCCGCUUUUUCCAUUUACGGCUCUGUCGUAAAGGCGCGGACCGGAACGCUGGUGGCGUCGCUUUACGGCCGUAAGCCGUGAGCUCUCUGAUUGGCUCCGCUGUGACCGCGCCGCGCUCUCAUUGGCUCCGCCGGGGCCGCGCCGCGCUCUGAUUGGCCCCGCGCGGGGCCGGGGGCGGUUUGAGCGGCAGCGACCGGCGCGGCGGCGGCGGCUCCGGCACGAUGCUGCCCCUGUCCCUGUUGAAGACGGCGCAGAACCAUCCCAUGCUGGUGGAGCUGAAGAACGGCGAAACGUACAACGGGCACCUGGUGAGCUGCGACAACUGGAUGAACAUCAACCUGCGGGAGGUGAUCUGCACGUCCCGGGAUGGAGACAAGUUCUGGAGGAUGCCAGAGUGCUACAUUCGUGGCAGCACCAUUAAAUACCUGCGGAUCCCCGAUGAAAUCAUUGACAUGGUGAAAGAAGAGGUGGUGUCCAAGGGCAGAGGCCGUGGUGGGAUGCAACAGCAGAAGCAACAGAAGGGCCGUGGCGUUGGAGGUGCUGGACGAGGUGUGUUUGGUGGCCGUGGCCGAGGCAUCCCGGGCAGCGGAAGAGGCCAGCAGGAGAAAAAACCAGGCAGACAAGCAGCAAAGCAGUGAGCUGGCCAUGGCCCGGCCGGGCCCGAUGGGGUUUGUCACCUCAGGAUUGCCAUGUGUUCACAACUGUCCCCUUUCUCCUCUUCCGCCCAUCGAGCCGGGCCCAAAUCAUGUCCUUUGGAAGCCCCUCUUGCAAUUUAAUGUGCUAAAAAGCAGAAUUAUUUGCUCCUUGUAGCCAGCAAAUCAUUGGAUUGACUUCAGCUGCCCCACUCACGGUUCAGGACCUUUGGUUCUGCUGCUCCUGAGGGGGAAAAUACUUUAGUUUUCCAAGCUCCCCAGGUUUAACGGGAAGGAUGAUCCCAUACUGUGGUACCAGAGCAGAGGCAAACAAACGCCUUCUGCAUGGUUUGGAUUCUUUCUUUUUAUACUUGAAACUUGUUGCUUUUGUACCAGAUGUCGGUGCUUUGGUUUAAAACCCCUCAACUCGAGGAUGUUGUAUCUUUCCGUGAGUGCUCUUAAGGGGUCGGGAUGGUUUAGAAAGAACCAACCUUGAAGCUGUUGCUUCUGGUCCUGGCCAGUCCCUUCUGUCUUUCUCCUCUGGCUUAAAGGAGGGCUCGGGACAAAGCUUUCUUUGGCCUUCAAGGGUGGUUUCCAAGAGAACUGAGUGAUAAAGGAGCAUCUCCCAAUGAGUGUGUUGCUGAGUUGACUUCAGAGAGCAGUUCCCUUGGAAGGAAAAGGCUUUUCUGGGAGCUUCGUGUGCCCCAAAUUCUCCUAUUUCCCUCUGAAAAGCAUCUGUGAUGUUGGUUUAUUCCCCCCCCUUUGCAAACUCAGUGACACAAAGUCCCGAGCGCUGAGAUUUCUCCAGCUUAUUCCCAAUACCUGGUGCUUCCAUUGCCUCCACCUCCUUUUCCAGUCCCUGGGACACAGACCAGGCUGUGAGCUUGUCCCAGCCGCACAUUCCGAAAGCUCCUGGGAAUUCCCAGCUCAGGUUGUUCCCGUCUUCCAUCCCCCAGGCCGCAGGGUCCCAUGAGGAAAAGGCACCCACAAAACAUCCUGGCUGAUGUGAAUGGAAUGUGGGGAAGGGUCCCAGGAGGGGGAAGAAGGAGGCUCUGGCCAUGCUUCUACCCUCCAAAUGGGUGAAAAAGCUUCAUUUUAGGGGAAAAGCUGAUCUCGUGGCUUGUUCUGAAGAGGUUUUGGGGUGUUUUUUUGUUGUUUUGGGGGGGUCCACACCUGAUCCCCCCCAUUGGAGCCUGUUCUCUGCCACUGCACUGAGGAGGAGUGAAGAACACGCUUUUAUAUACACUUAUUUUUAUACUGUUUCUAGAACUCGGUGGUGAGCAGGAAUAAACCAACCUCUGAAAGCGA
Messenger RNA from Strigops habroptila (Kakapo), 2167 nucleotides. It is a transcript of the gene LSM4, whose product is annotated as LSM4 homolog, U6 small nuclear RNA and mRNA degradation associated. Gene Ontology annotation, biological process: P-body assembly; spliceosomal snRNP assembly; nuclear-transcribed mRNA catabolic process. The record is from RefSeq and is a predicted model, not a curated record. NCBI's taxonomy places the organism in Eukaryota, Metazoa, Chordata, Aves, Psittaciformes, Psittacidae. Bases 449 to 865 code for a protein of 138 amino acids. Gene Ontology annotation, cellular component: U6 snRNP; P-body; spliceosomal tri-snRNP complex. Gene Ontology annotation, molecular function: U6 snRNA binding. The transcript is spliced from 5 exons.